Pocillopora meandrina is the source of this 2805-nucleotide messenger RNA. Lineage: Eukaryota; Metazoa; Cnidaria; Anthozoa; Scleractinia; Pocilloporidae. The record is from the annotation of a GenBank genome assembly.
AUGGCCGCGAAAGAGCUUGUCGAGAUUUUGCUUCAAGUGAGCGAAAAAUCCGCCAAGAUUGCGCGAGCAUGGCGCUGUCAGGAGGAGCUUUUUGGAUUAAUGGUUGAGGAGAAAGCAGAGAAGGAGAAGAAUGAGCGGUUUGUUCGUGAUUUUAAAACGCUGGCCGACGUUCUGGUACAGGAAGUAGUAAAGCAUGAUGUUUCGCUGAAAGUGAGCUGAAUUGAUUGUUUACACUAUUUUGUGCAGUCGUUCUUAAAACAAGAAUCUAUUCAUCAUCGGAGUAAUUUUUUUUCUUAUCAUAUAGUUUCCUGAACUGAGAGGCCAUAUUUUGGGCGAGGAAUCCAACAUAUUCAAAAACAGCUUUGGCCAAGAAAUUAGAAUUGAGGUUCGAGAAGACUCGGAAUCUACUUCAAGACAUCUGACUACAGUUUUGUGCGGAAAUGAGAUCGCUGCUCGACUGCUGGCAGAGCUCAUUCAUACUGAUAUCGUUUUGGAAACGGAAGAAAUAAAAGUAAUGGAGGAGCAAUUGGAUUUUGAGCUUCCCUUGAAUGAGUUAGGAAUCUGGAUUGAUCCAAUCGGUAAUAUAAUUAUAUUGUAACAAGUGCAAUUAAAAAUAUUUACCUUGGAAAUUUAGGGUGGAGUGUAUUUUUAGAUGCUUUCUUAUUUUUAAAAUACGAAUUUCUUAAGUUAAUUUGGUAAGAUUUAGGCACACCUCAUACCUCAUCAUGCAUACAGUUCUUGGAUAAAAAAGGUGAAACUUAAAAUAGAUUGCCUUUAGAACUACGGCUUUGUAUUUCAGUGGUAGUAUGGGGCUGUGCGGAAAUCUUUACGUUGAUUUUGAAGUGCAUUUGUUCAGGCAAGGAUAAUCCUGAAUUACUGCAAGGCUUAAACAAUUUCCUGUUGAACAUGGCAUGUUACCCCCCAAAAUAUCACUUAACUCCAUUAUUUUACUGAAUAGUUUGGAUAGGUACUGUAAGUCAUAUUUCUCCACUGUCACAGCUAAUGUUUUGGAUAUGACAAAUAAUAGGCAUUCACAAGGGGUUCAUUAAGGUUGCUAUUGUCCCAUACUACAGCACCCUUUUUGAAUCAUACACAAACUUCUUUUUACAGAUUCUACAUCAGAGUACCUGUCAAAUUCUCCAGGGAAGGAAGUUGAUGGUAUUGUCGUUUCAGGUUUACCUUGUGCUACUGUUUUAAUUGGAGUAUUUCAUCGUGAAACUGGUAUACCUGUGGCUGGUGUGAUCAAUCAGCCAUUUUCCAUGCUAAUCCAAGAGAAUACAACCUCAAGAUGUUGGAAUGGAAGGAGGCUCUGGGGAGUAAAUCAUGCUGGACAUGCCUAUUAUUCCCUGGGAAAUAAAAGGAAAUCCAAUAAAACAUCAACAGAUACUCAAAUUAGCAGUACUUUUAAGGUAACAAUAAGUGGAAGUGAAAGUGAAAAUGUGAAGGAGACUCUAACGUCUUCAGGAAUUAGAUUAUUUCCAAGUUCAGGUGCUGGCAACAAACUUCUUCAUGUUAUUGACGACAAUGUUGACUUCUAUGUCCUUUCUGGUGCCUUUUCCUUCAAGUGGGAUACCUGUGCAGCGCAUGCAAUUUUGUGUUCCAUGGGGGGAGGGGUGGUAGGUUAUAAGGAAGCCCUGUUAUUGAAAUCAAUUACAAAAGAAAUUGAUAAGAUAAGUCUUGAUAAGUGUGAACUAAAAUACAACAAACCUGAUAAUGAUAUUGCGAAGAAAUGGAGUAAUAGCAGUGGACUGAUAGCUUUUAAAUCUCAUCAAAGAGUUUUUGAGCUCUUAGAAUGUUUUGGUUCAUAUGGCAGACAAUUAUCAAAACAGAAAGAGAUAUGAAUUAAGCCUUUAACCCCGAAGAGUGACUAGUUUCUAAUUUCUCCAAACAAUAUCACCACUUAAUCACACAUUAAUGUCGUGAGAAUAAAGGAAAUGAUCACCAAAAAAAGAAACUCUUGAUUGUUAGACAAAUUCUCCUUUUGCAGCACAUUAGUAAAUGUACAGAGAACAGUGUGGAGUGUAUGAAUACUGAUGUUAGGGUGUAAAGGGUUAAGAGGCUAGAUUGUGUUAAUUCAGGUAGUUCUGUGUAUUUUCAACAGCCAAGACCAAUUGCAGCUUUUAUUCAAGUUGAAUUAGGUUUGAGCCAAAUACUUUUGCAAAUUUACUUUUUGGAACAAUUGUUUUUUAUUGCUCUUCUGAUGAUCGCACCUUUGGUUACAGAUGUAUACUUUGUGUACAAAUGUCAAUUCAAAUUUUUUUUGUUGGCCUAUCAUAAAAGCAUUCUAUGUAAUGCUAGAAAAAAAUCUGGCAGUUGAAUUGGUAAUCGUACGUGCAGUAUUCACCCAUAUUGAUGUACAAGUAUUGUAUUGUUAAGAUCAGUUUUGAAUUCAUAUCAAAUACAUGGGGUUUUGUUAAAGAGCAGUGUUCAUAUUAGUUAGGAAUUAUUUAUUUUAAUGUAUUUGAAAUGUUUGUGAGAAGUUAGCUGGCAUGACUUCAUAGAUGAGCAUAAUAAAGUUUCCCAUUUAUAAUACUCAAGACAUACAGUUUGGGUUGACUAGCAUUUUGUUUCAGUCUCCUUUAACAAGGAAUGACACAUUUAUAGUGUAUAGAUAAUAAUAUAGUUCUCUGUUUAUAUUAUGGGUAUCAGAAGUUGACAAAAUCUUAAGAAAACCAGUGAUAUGGUGCUCAGACAAAGAUGUGUCUGGAUUGCAGAGAGAAUUAUGAUAAUAAUUAUUGUAAAUCAUAGUUUGUAAAUUAAGUAACAGCAAUACAUGUAUAUGGAAAAUUUUUAAUAAAAAGAGGG